AUGGGCGGAAACGCGUUCAGAGGGAAGCUGUCCACCGCUCUCUUUCCUCGGAUGUCACCACACACCUAUCAGGCUCUGAGAGCCCGCUUGCUGCCUCUCGUCCAGUCUCAGUUCGAGUCCGUAGCCGUUCCCCGCGAGGCGCCCGAGAAAGUCGAUCACGGCGACCUGGAUUUCGUCGUAACGCGCCCGCGACCCGGCACGUCGCCCAGCACUGUGCAGAAAGUCCUGAGGGCGACGCACAGCAUCCCACAAGAGGGCAACCGCACCAGCAACUAUGCAAUCCCUGCCAAUGCUUUUGAUCUCGGGGCCGAAUGGGAGCGCAUACUGUUCUUGCAUUCGUAUGGCGACACGGGGAUGAUCUUUGGCGUCCUGGCACGCAUGGCGGGAUUGAGCCUCAACGUCCAUGGCUUGAAAGUACGUCUGCUCAUCCCUCGGACCACUUUCCACCUUACAUCGUCCCUACAGGACAUCCUGGCCUUUUACGGGCUAUCCAAGAGCAGAUGGAAUGAGGCCUUUGAGACCCAACGCGACGUCUUCGAGUGGGUCGCGAUGUCCCCAUUGUUCGACGCGCAGCGCAUUGUACCGUCCGACCGCACCCACGACCGGGGCAGGAAGGCCCGCGGUGCACGCUCCAUGUUCCAAAACUUUCUCGACUUUGCGCAAGAGCGCGCCGUUGCCGCGUCGCUGGACGGCAACGCUUCCCCCUCUGCGAAGCCGCGCAUUACACAGGACGACGCGUUACGCUUCUUCGGCAAAGAGGCGGAGCGCGCUGCCCUGUUACGCGCUUCCGCUAUCAAAGAGCAUGCACGCGCAAAGUUCAGCGGCAGCUUCAUGGAGAAGUGCACUGGAAUGCAAGGCUUGUCCGUGAAGUGGUUGAUGGAUGCAAUUCGCGAACGGCUGGUCGAAGGGUACGUCAGGCAGCGUGGCGUGACACAGGGACAGCCAACGGACCAGACUACUGGCCCGUUUACUGUCUCUGUAUGGGAGCUUGCGCUCUUCGAGAUGUCCAAAGCCGAUGUGGCCUCCUUCGCCUUGCAGGUCAAGGCAGAGAUGGAAGCAGCCGGGACAUUUGAAGCCAAGUGGGCUGAGGAGAAUGCAAGGAAGGCCCAGAAACAGAUGCCCAAGUAG
Molecule: messenger RNA, 1128 nt
Organism: Postia placenta MAD-698-R-SB12
Lineage: Eukaryota; Fungi; Basidiomycota; Agaricomycetes; Polyporales; Adustoporiaceae
Exons: 3
Coding region: 1-1128 (375 amino acids)
Source: RefSeq, a predicted model, not a curated record